This is a messenger RNA of Notodromas monacha, 1734 nucleotides long. The record is from the annotation of a GenBank genome assembly. NCBI's taxonomy places the organism in Eukaryota, Metazoa, Arthropoda, Ostracoda, Podocopida, Cyprididae.
AUGGUAGCGAACUGGCGUCAAGUGCCGAGGUCAGGAUGGGUGUCGAUUGCCGGUGCCAGGGGGCCCUGGUGCAUGGGUCCCGGCCCCGCGGCCGCGCUGCGCGGUUUACGUCAUGGCGUGCCGAGAACGUUGGAUGAGACCUUGUCGACUAGUGUUUACUGUCGUUCGCAGAUACACUUGUCGAGACAAUUGGCUUACCUGCAUCCCGAACUAACGAUGCCCAUCUUCAGUGAGAUAACGUAUCGGUUCAAGAGUGCCCGUCCACCGGUUCGUCAAUUAUUGUUGUCUUAUUUGCUGCCCUGGCUGAGCAACAUGGAGCUGAUUGACAGACACGUUCCUCCUGCCAAUCCCUUGGACGACAUUCAGUAUAAUUCGGACAACUCCCCAGCGAGAAUGGGCACUUGCAGAGAUGGAAUGGGAUCCGUGGAGGCGACAGAGAUGGUUUUGAACAAUUUAUUCUACAUUACUGCUGAGUUCGGUGAUGAGUUCCCAGAUGAAUUGGAAAGCAUCUGGUCCUCGUUGUGUUCCUGCUGGCCGAAUAAUCUUCGUGUGAUUUUGCGGUACUUGCUGAUCGUCACGGGCAUGGCGCCGGAUCGGCUGCUCCCUUUUUCGAAAAGAGUGGUGUUGUAUAUGGGUCGUUCGAGGCCGUCGCAUCUCGUGGACGAAUUGAUGGCCGAGCUGCAGACUGUGGAGGCCCUAAAUUUCCUCAUCGAACGAAUGGAACGGCCGCCGUUUUUCCGGCUCACUUGCGUCCGCAAGGGCUCGACGCAUUCUGAAAACGGCGCCGGUGUGAUGGACGAAUCUGUGUCGACAGUUGCGACACUGCUGGCCCCGCCAUCGUCAGCCAACGUCACUAGUGAAUUGCCGCCGACGUCCAGCGGCACGUCUGCCAGCCCCUCGGCAGGUACCGUCAGAGAACGGUCUGCGUCGGGCGCGACAAACAAGAAGCUUUCCGAAGACAGCGGUCGGCUUCAAGAAAAAUACUUCGACGCUACGGUGAUCGUUAUAAUGCCCUUGCCUCACCAGUUGAAGCAUUACUCUUCUUCCAAGGUCGAAGGAACAAUUUCUUCGCGGAAACCGAAUUCGGGUCAAGUUACGUUUAAAGCGGAUCUGCAGGCAAGUGGAUCUAUUCGAAGUGGUGCUUCGAGCUUGUCUAGCGGCGGCAGCGUUGUGACCAGAGCGGAUCGUUCGACGGUGCGGAAUCUUUACGCUGCGUCGCAUGAUGAUUCAGGGGUUCAGCAAGAAGACAACUUUUCGUUCUUCCGUCGCCAACAAAGCGAAUCAUCCGGCAAAAAAGGACGAGUCAGUUGGGAGCAUCAGCAGGGUGAUGAGAUCUCGCAUCCAAGGCCGCUACCAAUGCCGGAAUACGGUGGCUAUUUCGCUCCUCUCUCGGUUUAUUUGCCGGAGAGCUCGCAAACGCCGUCACAAUUUCAUCGGUCGAACCUAGCCGUGAUGUUCCUCUCGGACGUGGUCGUCGCGGGUUUGCCGGGAGUGGACUGGUGGGUGCACUUGCCGACGAUGUUGCACAUGAUUUUCCUGGGCCUGGACCACGCCCGACAGUUGGUGCAUGACCACUGCGAACGUCUCCUGCUCAACUUGCUGGUGGUACUCGGGGGUCAUUCGGAUCAUUGGACCGUGGCGCGAGUCCUGCUCGACAGCCGGACCGACAAGGCGACUGUCAACCCGGCCUCGACGUCGCCGUUGCUGCCGACGCAUCUGAUUAUCAACUUCACC